Colletotrichum orchidophilum is the source of this 807-nucleotide messenger RNA. RefSeq lists its product as uncharacterized. The record is from RefSeq and is a predicted model, not a curated record. The transcript has 3 exons. Bases 1 to 807 code for a protein of 268 amino acids. Lineage: Eukaryota; Fungi; Ascomycota; Sordariomycetes; Glomerellales; Glomerellaceae.
AUGGGCGCAACAACAUUCACAGUAUUUGGCCUCGUGGCCUUGGCUUCGGUAGUAGUAGCACAACAGUUCCCAGGGAACUUUCCCGGCAGUGGGAAUGGCAAUGGAUUCGGGAAUGGAAACGGCAAUGGUGGCAAUGGCUUCGGGGGAAACUUCAACAACUUUGUUGGCUUUAAUAUCCAGGAAGCGAUGCAUACGCGAAGGAUUCACGGCAUAUUAGGGACAAUCGCAUUCGUCAUCGUCUUUCCCAUCGGCUCGAUCGCCAUGAGAAUUAUUCCCGGACGCUUCAGUUGGCUUAUCCACGCCCUGAUUCAGAUGGCCGGUUUCGUCCUUUAUAUCGCGGCUGCUGCUCUGGGUAUCAAGUUGACCCAAGAAGUUACAUUUGGUGGAACAAGUCUGUACGAGAUAAGCACCAUCAACUUCCACCCAAUCAUCGGCCUCGUGCUCCUGGCCAUCUUCUUCUUCCAACCCAUCUUUGGCUACAUCCAUCACGUGCAAUUCAAGAAAUACGGUGUCCGCCAGAUCUGGUCACAUAUCCAUCUGAUCAUCGGCCGCCUUCUUAUUCCCCUAGGCAUUAUCAACGGUGGUCUCGGCUUAUACAUCUCCAACUCUCCCAAGGAGUUCAAGAUCGCCUAUGCAAUCCUCGCUGCCGUCUUCGGCGUUGCCUGGAUCUUUAUCUCAGUCAUCAGCGAGAGCCGCCGUAGUCGCCAACCGGCGGUUGUGGUCGUCGAGGAGCACAAACUCAGGAAACGAUCUCGUGGUCUCAACAGCGGAAGCCGGGGUUCCUCCGAUUCGGAUCCGAAGAUUUGA